Panonychus citri (citrus red mite) is the source of this 4181-nucleotide messenger RNA. It is a transcript of the gene RhoGEF2, whose product is annotated as rho guanine nucleotide exchange factor 11-like. Gene Ontology annotation, biological process: G protein-coupled receptor signaling pathway. The record is from RefSeq and is a predicted model, not a curated record. NCBI's taxonomy places the organism in Eukaryota, Metazoa, Arthropoda, Arachnida, Trombidiformes, Tetranychidae. Gene Ontology annotation, cellular component: cytoplasm. Gene Ontology annotation, molecular function: guanyl-nucleotide exchange factor activity; G protein-coupled receptor binding.
CAUUGAGUUUAUAUCCGAAUCGGAUAAUCCGAUAUCUAUGAAAGCUUUUGGGUUUAAGAAGAAAAAAUUUCUUAAUCCUGACAGAGUUUCUAUUCAUCUUUCUUUCUCUCUCUGUUUUUUAUACAUUUUUUUUUCUUAAAACAUUCAAUUGAUUAUUUUAUACUCUUUUUCAUAAUACGCUGAUGACACACACCUAGUUACUUACCUUGUUUCUUAACUCUCUCUCUCUCUCUUUCUCUGUCUUUUCAUUUUCUUUCUUCAUCUUUUCAUCUCUUUCUUUUUUUCUCUUUCUUUUUUUCCUCUCUUUCUCUCUCUCUCUCUCUCGCUCUCUGUGUCUUUCUCUUUCUGUUAUUUUCCACCCCCUCACUCCCCAUCUUCAUCUUCAUCAUCAUCAAAUAUUUAAUAUUAUUAUUAUUUAUCCUCUAAUAUACUUUUCUAUUAUCGAGUGUGUGUAGUAGUUUUCUACCUGUUGAAUAUUUUGUAUGUUUGUCUGUGUGUUUAGGUGGACAUAUAACAACAUACACUUUUCUUACAUCAUCAUCAACCUCAUCAUUACCCUUUACCACCAUUUGUAUCAACUACACCAGUGUUUAUCCUUCACCAAUAUAUCUACAGGGUGAAAGAGAAAAAGUUUCCUUACCAGAGGAAACAGUAUCUUCUUUCAAUGCGCAUUUCAAGGGUGUUAAUCUGUUGUCUACAUUAUAGCGCAACCUAAAGGCCAACCUUCAAUUCACAAGAUAAAACAAAAAAAAUAUUUUCCACCCUGUAUACUCUAACAUAAGGGUCUAUUUGUUUGUCUACAUCUCUCUUUCUCUCUAACUCACAUACAUAUACACAUACACACUCUCUCUCUCUCUCUCUCUCUUUAUAUCUGUCUUUCUCUCUUUCUCUCUCUCUCUCUCUCUCCUUUGAGAGACACAAUCCAAUUUCUCUCUUUGAAUCGAUCUUUUUGUUUUUUUUUCUAUUUGAUUUUGUGUUUGUUUAUUUUUUUUUCUUCUUCUUCUCUUUUUGAUUUAUUAUGACGCAAAAAUGUGUCAUCAUUCGUCGAGAUGAGAAAGGCUUUGGUUUACGUGUUUCAGGCGAUAAUCCGGUCAAGGUAGAAUCAGUUAAACCGGAUGGAGCCGCAUGGAAAGCUGGUGUUCGCUCGGGUCAAGUUAUUAUUAAAGUCAAUGGAACCUGUGUAUUAAAACAUAAUCAUCUUGCGGUUGUCAAGAUGAUCCAACAGUGUCAAAGUUAUGUUGCCUUAACCUUGGCCAUGUCGGAUGAUGUUUUACCAAACUCUUGUCCAACUACUCCCUCAAUUUCACCACCGCCUCAUCCCUCUGAGUCUUCCAAUAGCAGUUUAAAUCAAAUCAAUAGAUCUGAAUCAUUGAAAGCUGCUGAAGCAAAGCGCAAUUAUCGUAAAAUAAGUGAUCCAGCUUUACCCUCAUCAUCUUCAGUGUCUUCUAAUCUGUCCAAUAGUGAAAAAUUUCAUCUCUCCAAUGAUGAUGAAGAUUAUUGCUUCCAAGCACCAAGCCAUCCACCACCGCCAGCUCCGCCGAUUACAAGCUUUACUCUUAAUUCGCCAACCUGUGUGCCUCCCCCAUUACCACCAAGAACUCAACGUCUAUUCACUGGUUCUAAACGUAUGGAAAUAAUCAAUGAACUAUUUAACACGGAAGAGACUCACGUUGAAUACCUUGAGGUUUUACAUGAUAUCUUCUAUAAGCCGAUAAAAACUGAACAAUUAUUAACAGCGGAGCAAAUUCAGCAAAUAUUUUCUACCCAUGAUGAUCUAUUAAAGAUACAUAAAGCCAUGGUUAAACAAUUUAGAGCCAAGAGAAAGGAUUAUGAAGAGAGUAUUAAAACCCAAUUACAAUUUCCUCAAAGAUACACCGAGAUGUCCGAUCUAUUGGUUGGUCAAAUGUUGGUCAAUAUAUUUGAAGGUACUUUAGGUGAUGCUUUACAAAAUGCUGCAUCAACAUUUUGUGCAUCCCAAACGGCUGGUCUUGAAUUAUUGAAUAAGAUGAAAAAAGAUUCAAAGUUUGCCCUUUUCCUGAGUGAAGCUGAAUCUCAUGAAAGGUGUAAACGUCUUGAUCUCAAAGCUUUGUUAGCAUUCUGUUUCCAAAGGGUAACCAAAUAUCCUCUUCUGUUGGACAAUUUACUCAAAGCAACGGAAAAGGAAACCGAAGAAUUUGACCUGGUUGAAAAGGCUCUCCAACGAACAAAGGAUUUAUUACAUGUUAUCAAUGAAAAGAAACGCUGUGCCGAGAAUAAAUUACGCUUAAAGAAUAUACAGAAAAAGAUUGUUAAACAAGAUAAUCUAAAUAUUGACCUAACUGGUAAAAUUUUAGUCCACGAAGGAUUCCUAACAUGGAGACCGACCAAACAAAAGUGUACCGAUGUCCUAGUUGUAUUAUGUUCCGAUGUAAUGAUUAUAUUGAACCGAGAUGGAGAUCGAUUUAUACUCAAAAAUCAUCCUAAACCACCAAUUUUAAAUGUUUCCAGUUUAAUUACUCGUGAUGUGGCCACCGAUAAGACAGCUUUCUAUCUAUUAUCAAAUGAUGAAAUUGAAUCAGCUUUUUAUGAAUUUCACGCUGCCACCGCCACGGAGAAAGAUCUUUGGACACAAAAGAUACAAGAAAUUUCAGCAACCGGACGUAAACAUCCCAAUCAUACUCAAUCUUUUUCCAAACUGAUUGAUCUUAAAUUAAAUACCAGUCGAGAUGAUGAUGAUUAUGAGAAUAAAAAUUCUAGUAACGGUGGUGUUGGCGGCGGUGUUAAAGAUUUAGUUAAUAAGGAAAGAAGGAAAACAAUAUCAACCGUAACACCAACAACCGAGGAUCUGAUGGGCAGUGAGGAGAUAAAAUCGCGAGAUAAAGAGACCAGGCGAACCACCACUGGAUCGGCAGUAACACCGACAACAACAACAACAACAACAACACCAACAGCUAAUACUAAAAAUGAAGGAACCAUAACCUAUGUAACCGAAGAUGAUCUUCUUCUCAUUCCUCCGUCCGCAGUGCAAAUUAAUACCCAUGAAAGAGUUGAAGAGGCGUUAAGAAUUGUCACUCCAGAGGAACUAAAUCAAUUGGAUAAAAAGUUGAAUGAAAUACUACGAGAGAGAAUACAAUUGAUCCAUGAGAUACUUCGUGUUAACGAUCCAAAUGGUUGGCAUUUAAUCAGUGAUUCAACUCACCAUGAAACAACAGUUACCUCAUUAAUACGAGUAAUUCAGGAUACAAUGAGAGAAGCGUUAACAUUGAAAACCUCUAAAUCAAAUAAGAUAAAAAGGAUUAACCAUAAGAAAGAUAAUUUAUCAUCAUCAACACCGAGACAUUUAUUACAACAAGAAUUUAAAGAGACUAUAAAAUCAUCUGGAAAUAUGAAACAUUCAACAGAAUUGGAAUCUCGAGUUGAAAAUGUUAAUUACAGAGAUAAUAAUGAUGGAAAUGGUGAUAAUGAUAAAGAAGAAGAUGGUGAGAAUGAUGAUCAACAUGAUGGAAACAAUGAUAACAAAAACAAUGACUCCAAUGAAGAUGAUGAUGAUGAUGAUGAUUACGAUGACAAUGACAGUUCUGAUAUUGUUAAAGAAUAGUGACUUUUAUCUUAAUUCCUUAAUUUCUUUCGCCUUCUUUGCCUAAUCUCUCUUCUUACUCCAAAUUUUGCAAAAAGAAAAAGACAAAAAAACACUCUAUCUCUCUCUCUCUCUCUCUUCUCUCUCUCUCUCUCCUAUCUCUCUCUCACUCUCACUUUGUCUCUGUCCUUUGUUAAUCAUUAAUUAAGCGCCUUUACUUCUUCCCUCCACACACAUAAACACACACACACACACACACCACAACAUACACACAUCAAUAAUUAUCACGCUUAUUGAUUGAUAUUAUAAAUUUGCUUUAUUCUGUUUAAAUAAUGUAAUUUAAUAUUAAGAUGCUCUAAUUGGUUACAAAAUCAACAAAAUUAAUGUAACAAUGAUCUUAUAUAUUGUCAAUGAUAAUCCAAUGAUUAUCUACAAUAAUAAGAUGAUCCUCUCGCCUUGAAAACAUCAACAACAACAACAACAACAAAAAGCCUAAGCCAUCAACUAAAAAAAAAAAUCAACAACAAACAACAAGACAGAAGAUGGUUAAUCAUCAACACACAAUCGACUUAAUUUGAACUUAUUAAUUUAUUUAAUAAAUAGUCUCUUCUUUUUUAACAAAAAA